This is a messenger RNA of Lagopus leucura (white-tailed ptarmigan), 5702 nucleotides long. It is a transcript of the gene ADCY2, whose product is annotated as adenylate cyclase 2. The coding region runs from base 60 to 3410 and encodes 1116 amino acids. The record is from RefSeq and is a predicted model, not a curated record. Gene Ontology annotation, biological process: intracellular signal transduction; adenylate cyclase-activating G protein-coupled receptor signaling pathway; cAMP biosynthetic process. The transcript has 25 exons. Gene Ontology annotation, cellular component: plasma membrane. Gene Ontology annotation, molecular function: adenylate cyclase activity. Lineage: Eukaryota; Metazoa; Chordata; Aves; Galliformes; Phasianidae.
GGCUGCCUGCAGCAGCGGCGGCGCUGAGGGAGUUGCGCGGGCUCUGCCCGGCGCCUCCGAUGUGGCGAGAAGCGAUGAUGGGGAGGAGGAGACGCCGUUACCUGCUGGAGCGGGCAGAGCAGGCGGGCGGCUGCGGGGCGGGCGGCGAGCACUCCCGCUCCCGGGACUGGCUCUACGAGUCCUACUAUUGCAUGAGCCAGCAGCACCCGCUCAUCGUCUUCCUACUCCUCAUCGUGAUGGGCGCCUGCCUGGCCCUGCUCGCCGUCUUCUUCGCCUCGGGGCUGGAAAUUGAAGACCACGUGGCAUUUUUAAUAACUGUUCCAACAGCUCUAGCAAUUUUUUUUGCUAUAUUUAUCCUUGUCUGCUUAGAGCCUGUCUUUAAGAAGCUGCUCCGUGUAUUUUCGUUGGUGGUCUGGGUAUGUCUUGUUGCCAUGGGAUAUCUCUUUAUGUGUUUCGGAGGAAUCAUCUGUCCCUGGGACCAGGUAUCAUUUUUCUUGUUCAUUAUUUUUGUGGUGUAUACCAUGCUGCCCUUCAACAUGAGGGACGCUAUAGUUGCCAGCGUCUUGACCUCUGCAUCUCAUACGAUUGUGCUGAGCGUCUGUCUAUCAGGUACAGCUGUUAUAAAGGAGCACUUGGUUUGGCAGAUAUUGGCUAAUGUAAUCAUUUUCAUCUGUGGAAACUUGGCUGGAGCAUACCACAAACACCUGAUGGAGCUGGCACUGCAGCAGACAUAUCAGGACACAUGCAACUGCAUCAAAUCCCGGAUCAAGUUAGAAUUUGAGAAGCGGCAACAGGAGCGUCUUCUUCUUUCUUUACUGCCUGCUCACAUUGCCAUGGAAAUGAAAGCAGAGAUCAUUCAGAGGUUACAAGGUCCCAAGGCAGGUCAGCUGGAAAAUACAAACAACUUCCACAACUUGUAUGUCAAACGACACACCAAUGUAAGCAUUUUAUAUGCUGAUAUUGUGGGAUUCACUCGCCUGGCCAGUGACUGCUCACCAGGGGAGCUGGUGCACAUGCUGAAUGAGCUGUUUGGCAAGUUCGAUCAAAUUGCAAAGGAAAAUGAAUGUAUGAGAAUUAAAAUCCUAGGUGACUGCUAUUACUGUGUUUCUGGACUACCUAUUUCUCUUCAAAAUCAUGCCAAGAAUUGUGUGAAAAUGGGACUGGACAUGUGUGAAGCCAUUAAGAAAGUGAGAGAUGCAACUGGAGUCGAUAUUAAUAUGCGUGUAGGAGUGCACUCUGGAAAUGUACUCUGUGGAGUUAUUGGGCUACAGAAGUGGCAGUACGAUGUGUGGUCUCACGAUGUCACUCUGGCAAAUCACAUGGAAGCUGGAGGGGUCCCAGGCCGUGUUCACAUCACUUCAGUCACCUUGGCACAUUUGAAUGGAGCUUACAAAGUGGAAGAUGGGGAUGGAGAUGUGAGGGACCCAUAUCUGAAAGAGCAUAAUGUUAAGACUUACUUUGUAAUCAAUCCUAAGGGAGAGAAGCGAAGUCCUCAGCACCACAUUAGACCUCGACAUACUCUUGAUGGAGCCAAAAUGAGAGCUUCUGUCCGCAUGACCCGGUACCUGGAAUCUUGGGGAGCAGCCAAGCCAUUUGCACACUUGCACCACAGGGACAGCAUGACCACUGAAAACGGCAAGAUUAGCACAACAGAUGUUCCCAUGGGGCAGUAUCAUUUUCAGCGUUGCAGAGAGAGAACAAAAUCUCAGAAAAGAAGAUUUGAAGAGGAACUGAAUGAGAGGAUGAUUCAGGCCAUCGAUGGAAUUAACGCUCAAAAGCAGUGGCUUAAAUCUGAAGACAUUCAAAGAAUAUCACUUCUUUUCUAUAAUAAGACUCUGGAAAAAGAAUACAGAGCAACCACUCUGCCUGCGUUUAAGUACUAUGUGACUUGUGCCUGUCUCAUAUUCUUCUGCAUUUUCGUUGUGCAGAUUCUGGUAUUGCCAAAAACAUCUAUUCUUGGAAUUUCAUUUGGGGCCGCAUUUCUCUUGCUCGCUUUCAUUUUAUUUAUCUGCUUUGCUGGACAGCUUUUGCAAUGUAGCAAGAAAGCAUCAGCUUCACUGUUGUGGAUCCUGAAAUCAUCUGGAAUAAUUGCAAACCGUCCUUGGCCACGGAUCACUCUCACAUUGACGACCACUGCUAUAAUAUUAACUAUGGCUGUGUUCAACAUGUUUUUCCCGGAUAAUGCUGUGGCAGCCUUUCCCCCAGUUCUUAAUUCAUCAAAUGCAAGUUUUCCUAAUUUGAGUAAUCAGACACGGUGGUGUUUACAAAACAACUGUUUUUUCCUACCGUAUUUUAUAUACAGCUGCAUAUUAGGGCUCAUUUCCUGUUCCGUUUUUCUGAGGAUAAAUUAUGAGCUGAAAAUGGUCAUCAUGUUGAUUGCAUUAGUGGGCUACAACGUUAUCCUUCUGCACACUCACGGGGCCAUGCUGGAUGACUACAGCAAAUUUAUGUAUGCAACAGCACCCCUCAAAAGGCCUGGAAUACUGAAAGACCUGAAGACAAUGGGCUCAAUUUCUUUGUUUAUAUUCUUCGUCACGUUACUGGUUUUGGGUAGACAGAAUGAAUAUUACUGUAGGUUAGACUUCCUGUGGAAGAACAAGUUCAAAAAAGAGCGGGAGGAGAUUGAAACCAUGGAGAACCUAAAUCGAGUGCUUCUGGAGAAUGUGCUUCCAGCCCAUGUAGCUGAACACUUCUUGGCAAGAAACCUGAAGAACGAGGAUCUAUAUCAUCAGUCAUAUGACUGUGUCUGUGUCAUGUUUGCCUCUAUUCCGGAUUUCAAGGAAUUUUAUACAGAAUCUGAUGUAAAUAAGGAAGGCUUGGAAUGUCUCAGGCUGCUAAAUGAGAUCAUUGCUGACUUCGAUGAUUUAUUGUCUAAGCCAAAGUUCAGUGGAGUUGAAAAGAUAAAGACCAUUGGAAGCACAUACAUGGCAGCAACAGGAUUGAGUGCUACGCCCAACCAAGAACAGUAUCAGGAACCUGAACGACAGUAUAUGCACAUAGGAACCAUGGUGGAGUUUGCAUUUGCCUUAGUGGCGAAACUGGAUGUCAUAAACAAGCAUUCUUUUAAUGACUUCAAGUUACGAGUAGGUAUUAACCAUGGACCUGUAAUAGCUGGAGUAAUUGGAGCUCAGAAACCACAAUAUGAUAUCUGGGGUAAUACAGUAAAUGUGGCCAGCAGGAUGGACAGCACUGGUGUCUUAGACAAAAUACAGUGUUGGUUUUGUCUUGAUGCAGGUUACAGAAGAGACAAACAAUGUCCUGCAAACACUGGGGUACAUGAGCACUUGCAGAGGAAUCAUAAAUGUAAAAGGAAAAGGAGAACUGAAGACAUACUUUGUACAUACAGAAAUGACAAGAUCCCUUUCACAAGGGAAUGUGGCAUCUUGAAGAAUGCUUGUACAUGUCAUUGAUACCAUAUUUUCAGGAAAGUAUCACGCACUUUUUAACUACAUUUUGGCCCUUAACAUGCGUGCUAUUUUCUGAUAUGUGGCACUUAUUUUAAUAUGGCUGCAGAAUAGUCCCAUGAGCCAUCAUUUUGCACCUUGAUAUUCCUAUGUUCAAGGACAGUUGUGAUGUACACUAUAGGACUGGAAGAUUGUACUGCAACUUGCACAGUUAUUCCAGGACAAGAAAAGAAGGAAUAGGAUAAGGAGGUAACUCAUCCUGAAAGGACUAAAACGAGAUGUUGGUGACAAAUAUGGGGAAAAAAGGCAAUAAAGCUAGGGGUGCAUACUAUUUCCUGAUGCAUGGUGUUUUCUGGAAAAUACAGUCGCUCCCCAAUAGCAUCCACUAAUCUGGUAUUAAAGCAUACAGUAUUUGUAAAUAGGUUUACUCGAUCCACACAUGAGUUGGAUGUGAUCACCAGUUGCAUCUCAUAGCCAGGGACACGUUGGGUGGCUUGCUGGCAUUCUUUCUGAAGAGAGAACUAAUAAUGCUGGAAUAGUUUUGUACAAACGUGUCAAAUGUUUUGAAGCAAUUGUCUUUUGUAAGGUUAAUUCAUUAAAGGUUUAUAUGUAAUUUGUCUUACUGUUGCUGUCUCUUAGUUUUGCUUCCUUUUGUGGCUUCUGUACCUCUACACCUGAGCAUCUUCUGCUGCAGCUGCUGUAUUUUAUUCAGUGAUUAGAUAUUGAAGCAGGCUGUGGCCAGCUAUCUCCUCAGCUUAGGUCAUUAAUAUCUGUAAGAUUUGCUUCUGCCUUUCAGAAAUUGAAUCAACUUUUUUGUCUUCAGUCUUUCUUAGUAUCCUAGGCAGUCCUUUGGUCCCUAGGUGACAGAGAAGACUUCAAGUCCCAAACAUGAAUGAGAACGAAGUGGAGGAUACUGGAGACAUAAGCAGUGUUGCUACUCUGCAACGGGCCUGCAGUGCUUAAACAGUAACUAAGAGAAGAUGUAGGAAAAAGGAAACAUUUGUGUUUUGUACUUUGACCACCUCAUCUGCCCUUGCAUGCCUUUCACUUAUCUUUACAGUGCCCAAUUUCAUGGGAUAUUUAAAAUAAUCAAAUUUAUCAGAACAUAAUUGAUACAGUCUGUCUAUUUUUGAAGAUACAAAAAAUUGCUAUUUUGUGGAUAUUCAAGAUCAAUUUAAAUCUUGUUGAAUAGUAACUUGCAGAUUUUCACAGGUGAGCAAAUGUGAGAGACUGAAAAAGCAGGUAAACAUGCUCCUUUGAAGGCACUACAAAGAUUAUUUUUGUUUUGCCAUUAUCGGUACUUGAUAUCAACGUGUUUUUAGUCAUGAUAACAGGCUAACAAACCAAAAUUAAUAAGUCUCACACUCAAAAAUAUAGCUAUAAUAUUUUUUCUGUCAUGGUAUUGAAAUGUAAAGAGCAUUCAUUGAACAAUCUUUCAGAUUCCAUAUUCGUGAAACAUUUAUAUACAUUUGUAUUGCAUUGGUGUCCUUUCAGAAGGAGUUCCCAAAAUAUUCCCAAUACAAAUGGCAUCAGGCUGCACAGUCUCAUUGAGUGAGGUGAGGUUACCAACAGCCGCCAGCUGCCCUCUAGCAAAUUGGAAUAGCAGUCAGUCUUGAAAUGUCUACAUUUGAAAUGAAAUAGACACCUUGAAUUUUUAAAAUUUCUUAAAAAUUAAAUUACAUUGGGAAAAGUAGAGAACAACUUAGAUUUUGAAUGUACUCUGAGCCUUUAAAACCGUUCUAGUGUUAUCACAGGUCAAAGCAAUCAUUUCUUACUGUGAAUGAAAACCCUGUAAGUUGAUUAUAUUGUACUGUCAUAUCUGUGUGCAACUGUCAGGUAUAAUCUGUACAUUCAGGGUUUUGUUUUCAUUUGUAUUCUUGCACAUUCUGUGCACCAUUAGUAAACUGUGUACCUAAUUUGAUAGACUUGUUUCUAUAAUUUUUAUAAAAGUUAAAGUAUAUAAUAUUUCUGUAACCCAUAAAACAUUAAAUUAUUUGAAUAGCUGUGAGCUGACCGUUCCAACGAAGUGUAAAGCUAAGUAUGUGCCCUCCAAGAACGUGUUGAUAAUGCCCUUGUCUGUGACACUCUGGUGCCCUUGUAAUACUCUGGUAUUCUCUCAUUUUGUACUUGCAUUCUAACUCUCGCUACUGUGUAGCCAAAUCCUGCUAAAGAACAAAAAAAUGGGCAAAAGAUGAAUAUACGUGUAGUAUGAUGCCCAAAGAAGGGUGCAUAUUAUCCUUUCUCCAGCCUUUAGUUGCUGAGUAUUAUUAUCUUUCUAGUGCCAAGAAGCUAUUUGUA